GCCGCGUCCCCCUGCGCCGCCCCGGGCCGGCCGGCCGGACGAGCCGCCAUGCGCCCCGGGCCGCCCCGCGCCGCGCUCCGCCUGUGGCUGGGCUGCGUCUGCCUCGCGCUGGUGCAGGCGGACAGCCCCUCGGCCCCAGUGAAUGUCACUGUCAGGCACCUCAAGGCCAACUCUGCAGUGGUGAGCUGGGACGUCCUGGAGGAUGAGGUUGUCAUCGGAUUUGCCAUCUCUCAGCAGAAGAAGGACGUGCGGAUGCUGCGCUUCAUCCAGGAGGUGAACACCACCACCCGCUCGUGCGCCCUCUGGGACCUGGAAGAGGACACCGAGUACAUUGUGCACGUGCAGGCCAUCUCCAUUCAGGGCCAGAGCCCAGCCAGCGAGCCAGUGCUCUUCAAGACCCCUCGUGAGGCUGAGAAGAUGGCGGCCAAGAACAAAGAUGAAGUGACCAUGAAGGAGAUGGGGAGGAGCCAACAGCUGAGAACCGGCGAGGUGCUGAUCAUCGUGGUGGUCCUGUUCAUGUGGGCCGGCGUCAUCGCCCUCUUCUGCCGCCAGUAUGACAUUAUCAAGGACAACGAACCCAAUAACAACAAGGAGAAGACCAAGAGUGCGUCGGAAACCAGCACACCAGAGCACCAGGGCGGAGGUCUUCUCCGCAGCAAGAUAUGAGAACCUUUUCAGUGCUCGCUCUGAGCAGCUCAGAAGAGACGGUGGAGAAGUGAGAGAUGUCAUGGUUCUGACGAUGAUUAUCCAACAAACAUCUGGCCCUCUCCACAUCUCCUCCCUCCAUCUCCUCACACCCCCUGGCUUACUGUCCUCUCUCUUGGCUUCUCUCUUUCUGCUGCGUUUUCCUGAAGCCUCUUUUUAACCCCCAUCUCCAGAAGCACCUCAACAAUGUCAGUGGCUGAGGCUGCGCUCAGAGGCAGGUCCGCAGGAUGCGCGAGAAACGGCCGGCGGGAUGGCCCUGCCGGGGGUGGACAGGGGGCCUGGGGCCGAGGGCCCAGCACCCAGUCUUGGCCACUAAGCGAGUGAGGCCGAAGGCUGGGUUUAAGAAGGCAGAGAGACGAGGCACGCGGGCAGGGCCACUCCUUUCCUUCCACGCGGGACGAGAGCCUGGGUUUUAGGCUGCAGCCCUUCCUUCUCGUGUCCUCUCUCUAGUUCCAACCUUGCAAGAAGUCUAUUCAAUUAGCCCUGGCUGCUUCUCUCAUUUUUUUCCUCCCAGUUUCCAAACAAGCCCUCGGUGAACAUCAUCGAAGCAUGACUGCCUGUCUGCAGGGAGAAGGAUUUCAUUUUUCUUCUCUGCUGUCCCCGGGUCCAUGGGCACCCGGACGGGGAGGACUGCGGAUGGGGGGAGGCACAGCCGGCCGCACCGUUGGCACUCUUCCCCAUCCUAGUCUGCUGAAGGAAACCGAACUGUGAACCCAAAAUCUGCAAAAAAUAAACAAGCCACAAAACUAAAAGGCCUGGCCCCAUUCUGGAAAAGGCAAAGCUGCAUGAGACACAGCCUUCUUUCUGCCUCCUCACCUCUUCUGGACUGGCUUCCUCUUUGAGACAAUGCACAGAGCUCCCGGGAGAUGACAAGCACCUAGACUGACUUCAGCUGUGUCUUUCAGACUGAGAGCCUUCAGGAAAGCCACAGGGCAGGAGCACGGCUGCCAGCAAGCCUUUCCUGGAUCCAGCCAUCAAGGACUUGUGGUGUGAUGCACAACUUUGCGAGUGUGUAAGAUGUUAUGUUUUGUCUCUUUGGAAAAUGUGACGGAAGGACUUCACUCCAGAGGGCAGAGGAAUUCCCCAAGCUGGUUGCCCGCAGCCUCUGUCUUCUUUGGCCCUUAUUUUGACCCUUAACAUAAUUAGUCCGCAGUCUUAAGAAGACGAGGUAGGAAAGAGACCUGGACGGUACUGGCCCCAUUUCUUUAGGAAGAGUCUUGGAAUUGUGACAAUGUUGGCUUACAUGACUGAAAAGGUGUGUCCGCAUGGGACAUCCUGGGGGCUGCUAAAUCACCCGCUCUGGAAUGGAAGCUGCUAGAAGGCAGGCCUGAGCCAUUUACCACAGACAGAGCAGCCCUGGCCUCCGGGGUCUCCAUAUCUUGCCAUCUCAUCCAGGGUUCUGUGAAAGCUACCCAGGGUCCUCAUGUCCUUCCCUAGAGCCUGAGUGGUGUGAGGUGACAGGUCUCUCUCUCCACUGCCCCUUUCUGGCAAACAAAACAAAACAAAACAAAAAUGGUGCUUGACAAGGGAAGGCAGACUCUUCCCUAGGACUGCAAGUUACAGCCGCUGAAUGCCUGCGUGGGAAGAGAUGGGCCUCUGCGUCUUCCAUUGGUGGCUAAGGACGGGCAUGUGGGAGGACCACACCUAGCACAAGCCUGGCACACAGUAGGCGCUCAGUGAAUACCUGCUGCACUGAAUGGUAAGAGCAGUGGCCCCCAAGCCAGAGAGCUGAAAGCCAUCACCCAAAGACCGGCCCCACCAUCCGGUCUAUAAGAGCUCUCGUGGCUAGGCCAGCCACUGCUCUGCUUCGCCCUGGUGUGGCAGCACAGGGAGGGAGGAGAGACAGGGUGAAAGGCAGAUGUCAGCAAUACUAAGGGCUUCCUCAUGGGAGGGCAUGAGGCUCCACUCAUCGUCUUGUGACUUCCAUCCCUACUGAAUGGGACUGCAAGGCCAAGGCUGCUUAGGGGAGAGGUCCUUACCUCUGAUUCAGUUAGAGCAAUAACCUCUUUUUAAAUGUAAAAUAAAAGACAAAUGAAAAGGCA
Molecule: messenger RNA, 2747 nt
Organism: Felis catus (domestic cat)
Lineage: Eukaryota; Metazoa; Chordata; Mammalia; Carnivora; Felidae
Gene: FNDC5
Product: fibronectin type III domain containing 5
Exons: 6
Coding region: 49-666 (205 amino acids)
Biological process (GO): positive regulation of brown fat cell differentiation
Molecular function (GO): protein binding
Source: RefSeq, a predicted model, not a curated record